UCGCGGUGACGCUGGGAAUUAUCCACGCAGCCGAGUUUAGCGAGGGGGGAAGUAGCUGGUUGCGUGCCUCACCCCUCACCCUCACCAGCAGCUUGUGCUGCGCCAGUGCCGUCAACACACAAACAUUAUGAAGACUUAAAGGCCAAGCAACAACAACAAAGAAGUUCAUUCGACUGCCACACCCGUAAGGCACGGGAUGUCAAACCUGCUCCCAGAAAUCCCAGUGUUUGACCCGGGCGGGCGUGGGAUGAGCGGGACCACAUCAGCUGGGCAAGGGCAGCACGGCGUGCAGGCAAACAACUCGACGGUUUUACAUCCUCCCGUGGAGACAACACCAGGUUCAUCCUGGGUGACCUCGGCAGAAAUUCAAAAGAUCCUUCAAGAGAAUGAGGUUUUGCGAGAGCGGAUGAGAGGCCUGCAGAGCCUUGGCCUGCUCCUUAAUGAGUCCCAGGCAGAGGCACUGCGGUUAAGGCAGAGGGUAGAGGACUUGGGUCGUGAGUCUCCUCCCAACGCUUCUUUUCAACGCUGUCGUUCCCCAAACAGCUCCUCUUCCUCCGCUUGGACAGAAGCCGUGAUCCCACCUGGUAUCCCUUGGUCGAAGCAAUAUCUGAAAUUCGAAGGAAGCUCUUCUAAACCGCAACCGCCAAUGCACGAAGUCGCGGCCCUCCAACCACCAGACGUGCAGCUGAAAGACGUGUCGGCACAAAUGCAGCGAUUGGAAGACUCCAUCAUUCACUGCGCCACGGAGCUCGCCGAGUCGGCCGACGCUGCCGCGCGGGGAACAUCCCCCGCCGGCCAGUCGGAGACGCCGGGGGAGUCGCCCGACGUGGCUCAGCGGGCCCAGACGGACCUCUCGGAGCACUUUGCCCGGCUGGCUCACAAGUUCCACCAGCUGUCCGGCGUCGUGAAGCAGAACAGCCAGAAGACCUCGUGCAUGCAGGUCCUCUGCGAGAAACUCGCAACCGAAAACCAAGAGCUGAAGAAGAAGCUUGAAGGGGAAGGGAAGCAACAACAUCAGACGACCGAAGCUCGUCGGCGUGAAUGUGAGAGGCCGCUCGGCGAGAAGAAUGACAAAGCGAGCGAGAGUGAGAGCGACAGUGAUGCCGGCCUCAGGGAAUUUCACCAACUCACGGCCGUGGCCUCAAGACACAAUCAAACAUCCAGAUCUGAGAAGCCAAAGAUGAUCGAGAAGGCGGACAAAGCGUUGGGCGACGACCCCGCCGCGGUGGAGGUGCUCUCGCAGAAGGUGCGGACGCUGGAGAGGCAGCGCAAAGAGCUGCUGGAGGUGAACAAGCAGUGGGACGAGCAGUUCCGGACCAUGAAACAGCAGUACGAGGCCAAGGUCGUGGAGUUGCGGGGUCGGCUGUCUGCGGCGCAGAAGCAGAUGGCCACGGCGGGCGAGGGGCAGGAACGGCGCCAGCGCGAGUACGACCGCACGCUCGUCGUCGCCAAGAACCGUCUGGAUCGUGAAGAGCUCGAGCGGGAGCGGCUGCGUAAGGAGCUGGCGGAGGAGAAGAAGAGAACCAAGACGGCGCAGGAGCAGCUGGAGGGGACCACGCGGCACAAAGAUCUGUUGGAACGGGAGGUGUGGCGUCUCAACCAGAGCCUGGCGGAGUUACUGGCGGUGUCUCCCAGCUGCGCCGUGGUGCAAGAGUCGGCGGCCUGGCACCAAGCCCAGGCUGGCGAGGCUCCAUGCCGCCAGGAGGACCUGCGCACGCAGAUCGCCGUCAUGAGGCAGCAGCUUAAGAUCUACGAGGAAGACUUCCAGAAGGAGCGAUGCGACCGCGAGCGGAUGAACGCCGAGAAGGAGGAGCUGCGGCUGCAGAUGGAGCAGAAGGUCACAGAGACCGGGCUUCUUCGCGCACAGUUGACCACCUAUGAAGAAGACUACAAGAAGGAGCGGGAGGAGAAAGAGAGGCUACAGAAACAACUCAGGGGACAGCGACAGGCGCUGGACGUCGACCACCCGCUGGCGCCCAUGGAGGCGACUUGGACCGAGCCGUACGGCGAGUACCACUACGUGGUGCGCUACCCGCCGGGAGACCCGCGCGCCGUCGCUGCCGCCGCUACCACACACCCGCCAGCAAGCCCCGCGUCGCCACGCUCCCCUGCUCAUGUCAAGUUUCAGCGUUGGCCAAGAGACCAAAGAGCUGGGCCACGACCGCCGGUAAACCCCGUGAUGCCUGCGGACAUGGAGGUGGACGGCACCGCUGCCGGAUCCCCAGAAAACCAGCGGUAAAGCGUAAGCGGCGACUGGCAUUGGGGGAUUUUUUGUUCCCGAGAGGCGGUGGGGAGGGUGUGUGGGGGGGGAGUUUUUCCCUGCAAGCGGGUUCGCCUCUCCCACUCCGUUCCCGUGCAAAGCAGGGGGUCCACAUAUGCGUUGGAGCAGAUGGAGAGAGGCCUCGCGUUCAAUGGUGGUGUUGGAGGAGGAGGGAGGAGGGGCGGGAGGGAGGCGGCUGUACUUGGAAGUCGAGGAAGUGGCGUGAGAGGGCGAUGAUGCCGUGUGGUGAGCACGGAGAAAUGUACCCGUAACUGGGCCCCGGCAAAAAAAAAAAAUUCCCUCGCCAGGAAUUGGAAGGGGGAUGGUUCACGUCACGGCAGGGAUCGAUAAGGAACCGCACCUCUUUUCACCCCUCUCGCCCCCCAAAAAUGAUGGGGGGGGAAAAAAUCAAGGUGAUCCAUUUAUAGAUACCCACUCAAAUAAACUACUUUUGAGAGGCUUUUACUUAUGGCAUCCUGUACACACUGCAUAGCCACUAAUCUCUAUCCACACCCUUUUACCACCUUGCUUCUUCCCGCAUUCUCCUGUAAGAUGCGGAAGCUAUUGCUCUCACCAUAUUAAAUCAGCUGUUGUUGAGAAUAAAGUAAGCAGGUGCAAUUUGGGAUUGGUGGGGUAUCUAUAAAUGGAUCGCCCUGUAUAUGUCUUGCUUCCACUUGAAGCAAAAUGACGCCGUUUUUUUUUUUUAAAUGGUUUGUCGUCACCAGGUGCCCCAACAUAUAAUUCCUGAAAGUAAAACUAAAACAACAAUGCAUUUAUACGACUGGAAUUGCAACGAGAAAGCUAUGCGUUGUAGCUGCCCCUGGCUUUGUGCAGUCAAGCGUGUAUGUUAUGUGGGGUGUGCUAUUGCGUGUUUGAAUGGUUACGAUCUCUGUGAGGGUGAAUAUUGGUCAGGAAAACAGCGAGUGUGAGUUUUGCUGUGUGGGUGGGCUGGCGGAGUGGCAGUUUGUGGUUUGGGGAAGGUAAUUGUUUGAUCGCGUUACCUUUUAACUUAAUAAACUAGUCAUGUUUCAAACCCAGUUGCUGCUUUAAUUCUAAGAAACAUUGGAAUUUCUGAUACAUUGUAUUUACAGUGAAUGAUGUCGGUGUAUUUGUUUCGUCCAUGGGGCCAGAGGUUAAUUCGGUACCGUUGGGGGGGGGGGGGGCAAACGCCUACCAGCAGCAGUGUCUGCAUGCAGCGAGUAGAAGUGGAUCGUGUUGUUGUCGUAUCUGUUUUUGAACAGGAGAUGAAAUAAACACGCUGAGAACGCAUGCAAGGGCGACCUGGGUUGAUCGCGACAACGUAACUUGUUGAAUUCGUCUUACAUAAUUCACUUCAAUUGGCGCUUCAAAGAUCUUGGAAUGACUAAAAGUGUUGCCAUCUCGUGUGCUACCAACGAGUAACACAUUUGGUCCGGGGCUCAUGGACUGUGUUGGGCUCCCCAUGUGAGUUAGUUGGGAUUUUGGUGCUGUGUAUUGUUGGUGUGAUGUAAAAGACAACCUAUGAAUGAUUUUUUUUUUCAAUAAUGGUGGCCUUGUUGGCCCACCUAAUUCUACGUCCCGUCUCAUGCUCGCUUCGUUCCCAACCUUCUCUGUCCCUCCUCAUUCUUGUGCCCAAUCCCGUUUUUGGUCCUCGCUCCUUGCAGCCCUCCGUUGUGUAAAAAAACUUCCCCUGUUCACGAAGCAAUCCUCCUUAACUUCAUCCGUUCCUCUCUCCAAGCCUCGCCACCUCUUCUCCAUUGCCCCAUUCUCUUUUUCUUCCCCCCCCCCUCGCCCCUCCACUCCUUCCCGUCCCUCCCCUACCCUCAUCCCCCCUCUAUCGCUGUCACGCAUUCCUCAAUGGUUGCACGACCCGUGCCGUCUAAAUAAUUUUUUGCUGUCAAUCUUCUUGUAACUGUGUCAAGCGCCUUGAACGAAGGCACUCUAUGAAUAUAAAUUCGAUUUAAUUAAUGGACGAUGUUGGGGUUGUUCUCUGUAAAAUGACACUGCUGUUAAUUGCCACUAAGCCAGCAAGGUCACAGUGAUAAUCUUAAAUGUUUUGUUUCCCGAGAAAGGGACAUUGUGGUUACGUGUUAUAAAAGCCAACUCUGGCUUAUUUCAGGGUGUGAGUGAGGGAUGAUUUUGGUUUCUGUGUGGGUCCUGUUCUGAUCGAAAGAGUGAAACUAAGAGUGUGCGGUGUAUUCAAUUGACAUGAGUGUGACGUUUAAUUGGUGACGAAUGGUGAUGCCUGUUAAAGUGGUAUUUUAUCACAAGUUGAAAAUGUAUGACUCUUAUGAACGUGGCAAAAAAAAAUGUUGCAUCGAAAGGCCAGUUUCAAAUUUACAAAUGAGAGCACACUCACGGAUUAUUCAAAGCACUGUGAUAUCAGCGGUGAUCAUACACGUUAAGUUUGCGUGAAAUAUUGGUUUUUAAAAUGUUAAGCAUUCAAGUGCAUUGGUGAGCUUUUAUGCAUUUGUUCUUAACAGCUGUAAUUGUUCUGAAGACGCUUAUGCAGUGUCAAGGGUAAUAUAUAAAUCAUUAAGUGCAUUCAUUCCGAUGUUUACUUUCGUCAUUUGCAAUAUCUCCAUAACCUGCACUUGCCCUAUACCGUACAUAUGAACACCCUUCAGCCACAGUAACCAUAUACGUAACUAUAUACAAGUUAGGACAUUGCUUACAACGAUUCCUUUGGAUCAGCAGAGGUGAAUUGUGAGUGCUGUUUGUGACGACAGGUUUUUGCUUACCCGAGACCACGAUGUGUGCAUGUCAACAAAGCUACCCAUGAUCCUUUGCAGAGGGCAAAGGGCGUAACCUAUAGUCUCGCCUUGAGUCAGGUUCCUCUGGGUACCGCUGGAUACCUGCGGGAACAGCUUACCGUUUCGGCUGCGUGUCAGGUUGUGUUCAUCGGUUCAUAACCUUGACCCGUACCCAAACGGCAAGCUGUACAAAGGACUUUGUUCCGAAUCGCUUUGUGCGUAACCAACUGGAUCCAGGACCCGAGUGUAAUCAAUAGGAAGCACUUAUAUCCCUAAAUUCUUUAUGGAUUAUGAACCAAUUAAACGAAACUCAGGGAAAAAAAAGUUUUUUUUCUCUUUAAUGCGAGUGUGGUUUUCCCAGUUGAGCCGCGUGUUGAGCGUUCAUUCUCUCAAACUCUCGCCACGCACGACUACGGGCAUCCGGCAUCGUCUUCAGUUCAACGCCGCAGCAGAAAGCCCGCGGCAGCAGCAGCAGCUCGUGGCAAAAGCUCGAGAGCGAAAUUGUGCAGCCCGAUCCGGCAAAACCGCGCUUGGAUUACGGGAGGCCGGCCCAAUCUUUUGUGUUGAAAAAUCAUUGCUCGCGAUAGCUUGCGCUGUUGUUCCAAAGCCAUUUGAUUUGGGCAUUGUUACGCAAUCAAAACUGCUGCUUUAUUUUUGAUGGCCACAGGCCACCCGCACGCCAUCAACAUGCCACCCGGCUAAGAUGGCAAAGCGUCGUGAUUGUAAUUUUAUUUUCUUAAACACAACUGUCAGAGCCCGCCUGUUCAGUGCCAUCUACGACGUGUGCGACGCCUUUAGUGCGCAAGAGCAAUGGGCGGAUUAAGAUCGGAGCGCGCACAACUGUCCAUGUAAAGUCGAGGCUCGUAUUAAGCAUGGCUGAGUAGCUAAGUAAUUAAAGGGCUUUCACACUCGAGAAAUGUACCGGUUUUUUCCCAAUGUUAAACAUCACAUGAACAUUAAGCCCAUGUAUUAACUCAAUACUGUAUACAAGCCAAUAAUCUUUAUAAGGAAGUGGGAUACCAAUAACUAUAUUGUAUUAUUACAUAGGGACGUGGGAUUACAGUAAUAUGAUUUAAUUGCUUAAGCUUUAGUUAUUUGCCAAUUUUAUUGCACAAACAUCUUUAUAUAUAAAAAAAAACGAACUCCCGUCGGCAGAUCACAUCCUUUGCUUCAACCCGUAUAUGCAGUUUCCUCAUCUCAAACGGUCUUAACACACGGCUGGGGCGCGUUAUGCACCCAGGUGUUGAUGUCAUGACACAUGCAAAGCAUGCUGGGGUAGGCCCAAGCUCAUUGGGCGUAAUAGCGCGUGUCACUGUCUUGGAAAUUCACCUCUGGUCUGUGUAUUUUAUUACUCAGAAGCUAAUGCGCUUAAAUCCGUUGACGGCUUCAUCCAGUGACAGCCCGGGCGAGCCUGAAGGGGCGGGGGAGGUGGAAGUGGAGGGGACAGUGUUUUGCUGGGUCGAGCCAGGGCAGGACGUGGAGCAGAUGAACUCUACCACCAGCCGAGCGAGGGGCCUUGUUUGGCUCGAGUUUUCCUGCGGGCCAGGUGUUGCGAGAUCCCCGCGUUUAACAGCCCCACAGCGUUCAAAGCCAAUUAAUAUAAACUUCAAACACGUGGCACGAUGGGCCGUGUGUGUGUUUGUGUCUGUGUGUAGCUGAAGGUGCAGAGAGGGUGUUUUGCAUGUGGGAAAGGUUUUGUUGCCCCGUUUGCGUGCCGGGCGGUACAAGACCCCCCCCCCUCCACCACGACCCUGUGACACCCAACCACCGAAUCUGAUCUUGGGCUCAUCUCCAGACAUUCCUGCACGUUGGUUCUUUGCGGUGACAUUUGGUUAUGUCGAUAUGCUUUCAAGGGUGGCAGUUAGAUGCAAAUAAAGGCAAAAUGCCGUGUUCUUAAUUCAAAUGCGUUUGGAUUGCAAAGUUGUGUAAUAACUUAAAAGCGUAUUGCCAUCGACAACCAGGAAAAGAAAGUUUUCAUUUCCGCAAUAAAAUUAAUGUACCUGUAUACCUGUUCAUGUUUUCACCUAUAUACAGGGCUUCUUUGCUUUGUUUCAAAUGUCUAAUUGUGGAAUGCUUUUAUGGUGUCUGCCGGCCGAGUCGCUCUUGAAAAAAGGGCUUCUUAGCUCUAUGGGUUUCACUCGGGAAAUAAAAUUUUGAUUAUGAAUAUUUUUUGGCGACCCCCCCCCAACCCCCAUUUCGCCCACCCUCCUGACUGGAUAACAGUCGAGGGGGGGGGGGGGCAGUAGGGUCUGUGGGUGAGGGUCAAUAUUUUCCGGAGGCCAGCCCCGGACAGCUCUGUGAACACAUCACAUUAUAUCUUCGUCUAAAACUCGACCCAAGCGAACGACUGCAGUGUGCACCGAGCCUCAUUCAUCACAUCCAGUGGGUGGUGUUUUGUUGCGUCGAGCAAGCCUCGUCUUUUGCUCGCCCCAAGACAAUUCCAAGUCACCGGCAUCUGCAUCGGGUGCCUCUCUGUGGAGAGACGUGUUCUAACACAAGCUCGUUAUUAACGACGUGCUGGGAGGUUUUUCUGCCACGCGCGUGCCAAAAGUCGCCGCCGUGAAGCCUUCCCCCAGCGGCGUUUCCGUGGCCCGGGGAGUUUUUACUCAACCAGCACGAAAUGUCCCGUAAAAGGAAGUUCGUUCUGUACGCGAUGAUAAUAAGACGCGGGUGAACGAGGAAUAUUUUUACCGAGAUUUCUUCACGUGGCUCGUACGGGGGUGGUGUGUUCUGGGGCAAAACAAAAAUCGACUAAACUUCAAAUUUUACUGAGCGAUAUGCAGUCGCUGUUUUUCAGAAGCGACCUGGCUCUCACGAAUGAUGGCUCAACGAAAUCAAAGUGUGUAGAAAUGUGUAGCAGCCAAAUACUCUUAAAACGGAUGUUUCUAAAAUGUGGAGGGGAAAACCGGAGGACCCGGAGAAAAAUCUACGCGACCACGGGGAGAAUAUGCAAACUCCAAAAGAACUCCAAAUAUAGAAGCGUCUGGGUCGGGAUCGAACCCACGAGGUAGUUAACAUCUCGCCACAAGCUCAUCGUUCAGAAAGUCGGGUUGUGAUGAGAACAUGUGAAUACAGCGGCUAAUGGUAUUGAAUGCUUAUGUUCAAUUAUCAACCCGCGUGGGAAGAUGGCGACAUCAAAGUAGAUUAAUUAACUGUCCGUUGUAUUCUUGGGUUGGACCGCGUGCUGUUCGGCAUGAUCUCAGCACUUGGAGCGAAACGUCGGACAUUGUGCCUUCAGCACGCGGUACGACCCACGAAGAACAUCGGAGAGCCGUACGGCACAACCGCGAAAAACCCUACCCAGUGGGCUCCAAGGUAGAUUCUCACGCGUUUCAGUGUCGAGAAAUGGGAUUGGCAAUUUUUGAUUCCCAGGACACUUCUCAUUAACGGGGUUGAAAUAUUGGACCUAAUUUGCACUGCGGUGGCGAGAAGUUAACCUCCCUCGCCUGACAUUCCAGGAGGUUUCGUGGGUUCGAUCCCAACCCUGACGCAUGCUGUAUAUUUGGAGUUUGCGUGUUCUCCCGGUGGUCGCGUGGAUAUUUCUCUGGGUCCUCCGGCUUUUCCGGAGGAAUUAUUUUGGCUUCAGUACAUUUCCGCGUGAUGGGCCGCUUCGUUGAGCUAUCAUUCGUGGCCGGGACGCUUCUGAAAAAGAAGCGAGAAGCUGCAGUGGGCCUUACCUGGUAAAAAGAAAAUAUAUAUAACAAUAAUCUGAGCGGUACUGUCAGCCAGCCGGACAGUUGAGAUUUGAGUUGGAUACCUUGGUGACCCCACGAACGGCCCCAUGGCCCUUACGUGGACCCCGAGAUCCACUCGGAUGUGUUGGGGUGAAACCUAGUUGAGGACACGUGGUACAGCAGGUCUUGUCACGUGUGUUUUGUGAGAAGGGUCUGGUUGGCCUUGGGUAGGUUUUUUGAAAAAUAUAUAUCUGUAUUAAUGUAUUUACGAGUGCAACAAUUUGCUAUUCGCUACGAGUAGCCUUUAAUAAUCCUAGUUGUGAUUAUGCUGUCGCAGAACUAUGUAACGCAAACGAAAUUCAAUAAAGGUUGUCAUCUAA
Lethenteron reissneri (Far Eastern brook lamprey) is the source of this 9046-nucleotide messenger RNA. It is a transcript of the gene TNIP1, whose product is annotated as TNFAIP3 interacting protein 1. Gene Ontology annotation, biological process: cellular response to lipopolysaccharide; regulation of transcription by RNA polymerase II. Lineage: Eukaryota; Metazoa; Chordata; Hyperoartia; Petromyzontiformes; Petromyzontidae. The record is from RefSeq and is a predicted model, not a curated record.